This is a messenger RNA of Nematocida major, 1269 nucleotides long. RefSeq names its product RuvB-like protein 1. The record is from RefSeq and is a predicted model, not a curated record. Gene Ontology annotation, cellular component: Swr1 complex; R2TP complex; NuA4 histone acetyltransferase complex. NCBI's taxonomy places the organism in Eukaryota, Fungi, Microsporidia. The coding region runs from base 1 to 1269 and encodes 422 amino acids. Gene Ontology annotation, molecular function: ATP hydrolysis activity; DNA helicase activity; ATP binding. Gene Ontology annotation, biological process: regulation of transcription by RNA polymerase II; chromatin remodeling; box C/D snoRNP assembly. The transcript has a single exon.
AUGGACAAAGGACUCGCGCACAGCCACAUUACUGGUUUGGGUGUUGACAGAGGUAUGAACAUUACAGAGGAUGCAGGGCUAUUUAGCAUGGAGCAGUCCAGGAAGGCUGCCAGUCUUUUCACGGACAUGAUAGCCAACAAAAAAAUAGCAGGGAAGGCGCUUCUAAUAACCGGAGAGAGCGGAAGCGGAAAGACGGCCCUGGCAGUUGGCAUUUCCAAGGAGCUGGGUGCGCGCGUUCCGUUUGUGCGCAUGACGGGCGGGGAGGUGUACUCUGGCUCGGUCCGGAAAACAGAGAUUCUGCAUCAGGCCAUCCGGCGGGCCACCAGCAUCCGGGUGCGCGAGGUGAAGCACGUGUACGAGGGGGAGGUGAUUGACAUAAAAAUAGAAGAGAAAGAAGACCCGCUGAACAACUACAGGAAGACGGUGUCCAACGUGUAUGUGUCGCUCCGAAGUGCCAAGCGGUCUGAGCGGCUUACGCUCAACCCCUCUCUCUCCCAGGAAAUUAUACGGCAAAAGAUCACAGUUGGCGACGUCAUAUACAUAGAGCCCGAGGAAAACAUCAUAAAAAAGAUCGGGCGCAGCGACUCGUAUGCGUCAGAGUUUGACAUCGAGAGCGACAAGUAUGUGCCCAUGCCCAAGGGAGACAUCUUCACAAAGAAGGAGGUGGUGCAGGAAAUGACGCUGCACGAAAUCGACGUGGCAAACAGCAAGCCGAAGGGAGACGAUGUUUUGUCGGCUAUGGCGCAGAUCCAGCAAACUGGGCGCAUUGAAAUAACGGGCAAGGUGCGAGAGGAGGUUGACGCAAGGGUGGGCAGCCAGCUAAGCAUAGGAGCUGCCGAAAUUAUUCCAGGGGUGCUCUUUAUAGACGAGUCGCACAUUCUUGACGUGGACUGCUACUCUUUCCUGAGCACUAUGCUGGAGCUGCCAACGUGUCCGGUGCUGAUUUUGGCCACAAACCGAGAGCAUGCAAAGAUUCCCGGAACGGAGGAGACAGGCCAGUUUGGCAUGCCGCCCAUAUUCAUAAGCAGGCUUUUUGUGGUUCGCACGGAGAAGCCCAGCGAGAGCACUUUGAGGAAAAUCAUAGACCGGAAGAUCUCGAUGGAAAAGAUAAAAAUAUCAGAGGGCGGGGCAAGCCUGCUCUACAAGAUCGCGUGCGAAAGCACAUUGCGCUUUGCGUUUGGGCUUCUUCCGCUGGCCGCAAUUUUGUCCCCGGAAAUAACGGAAGAAAGCAUAAAGGAAGUUUCAAGCAUGUUUAGCAAACCAAAUUAA